This is a messenger RNA of Emericellopsis atlantica, 3815 nucleotides long. RefSeq lists its product as uncharacterized. Gene Ontology annotation, molecular function: RNA binding. The record is from RefSeq and is a predicted model, not a curated record. The transcript has 3 exons. NCBI's taxonomy places the organism in Eukaryota, Fungi, Ascomycota, Sordariomycetes, Hypocreales, Bionectriaceae. The coding region runs from base 121 to 3549 and encodes 1142 amino acids.
AAACGGACGAUACACGAGGGCUCGUUCGACACGGGCCAUCGGCAUCCGCCAAAUACCUUUAAUUGAUAUCAGCAAAGCCACAAUACGCUUGCCGUCGCACGAGACGCUAAGUAAUCUAUAAUGUCAACCGCGCGACCUGGAGACUACUCGCUCGGGUAUGUCUCGCAUCCCCCCGGUCAGCCGCGGUCCACGUCGCCAUCAGCCAAUAAUUCGCCCAUCGAGCAUCCCUCGAACGGCAGCUCCCGACCAUCUUUCGGAAUCGUUGGAGGUCUAUCUUCAUCCAGCAUCAUGUCAGGGAAUUCGCGCUCUGGAGCUGGUUCUCCGUCGCACGACCUCGGUGGAUCGAGCAGGCUCUUUUCGAAGCGGGCUCGAGAAAUUCAAGCGCAGGAAGGUGUCUCGGGCAUGCCGCUUAACCCUUGGGGCGGCCCCCCAACGAGCGGAAACUCGACGCCUCUCCGUGAGAACAUUCCCGAAUCCCCAACGGAUGGCUUCCCAGACUUCGGACAUCUCCCUACUCCGGAAAGCCUUUUACAGCCCCGUCGAGCACGUGCUGGCACUGUACCUUCUCGAUUUCCCGGCGGUGGUCCUGGAACUGGUCACUUGGCUCCUCCUGGACUCGGUGCACAAUCAGCGCGCAACACACCAUCGCAAACUCCCUACAACAAAUCGCCAUCACCAGGGCUCGAACUGAACGACGCGCCAUCGGGUGGCUCAGCUUUGCUAUCGAGACUGCGCGCAGGGUCUAUGCCACAGCGAUCCCAGUUCGCUCCUGUACCGGCUGGCUCCUCCCCGUUUGGACCUUCAAUCUUCAGCAGCUGGAAUCCUUCGCACGUAGGUCGCGAGAGAGGCUCAACUCUUGCCAGUAUCGCGAGUGUGCCCUCCAACGGACCAAGCUCGCCAUCACAGUCUCAGUUUUCCCGAGAGGGCGGAAACGAGUCUGACGUGCACAUGCGAACGCUGGACUAUCUUGGACUCGCCGGAACACCACAGCCUCCGCGGGCGACUAUGUCCACAAUGGCCCAACCUAGCCUCCACUUCUUAAAGCAAGCCAACCGCAUCCGCUCUUAUUCUGUUAACAACAAAGAUGUCCAUGCCGACGAAUACCCGGAAGAUGGAUACGAGACAGACACCUUGGGCAUGGACGGCCCUCAAUACGUGUCGCAGAUGCACGACAAGCUAGCGCAGGAAGUCGCUGCUAACAACGCUGCCAUUCGCUAUCACAACGCACAAGUCCAAGCACUGAACGACCAGCGGUCCGCCACUCGUCGCCGCGCCCACACUACUAAUGUUCUCGACGGGCCCGGGGCUCACUUGAUGAGCCACUACUUUGCCAACGAUAUGCCAACUAUACCCUCACUCAGUGGUAGUAGCUUGAGGUUACAGGAGGAACACAAUGACCUCCCGCAGGCUGUCGCCAACAUGAGCCUCCACCGCUCCAACAGCCACAACAAUGGCUUACUUGGCGUCAACGAGGGUGGGCUCGAGGGUCCGACCAAUGCUCUGUGGCUUGGCAACGUUCCUCUGUCUACGACAAACACAACUUUGGCCGAGAUGUUCAAGAUCCAUGGUCCUGUGAAAUCAGCAAGAGUGUUGACAAACAAGAACUGCGGAUUCGUCAAUUUCGAAAACGUCGAGAGCGCUAUUGCGGCCAAGGCUGCCAUGAAUGGGAAAGAGAUAUUCCCUGGGGCCAGUCCCGUCCGUAUCAACUUUGCAAAGCCUCCAUCGCCCUCUGCCACUCCCGGCCAUGAUGGUGUUUACCCAUCCCCCAGCCCAGAUCCGUUGCAAGGCCGCACGUCUAGCCAGGCCAAUACCGGCGCCACCGCUGAGGCGUCCUCGCUUGCUCCUCCAUCCGACGAGGCGCCCACGCCUCCGGUGCUUCAAGACAUUGCCAACGACAUUCUCGGAAUGAUCAAAGAUCUUGGUGCCACCAAUGAGGAUGUCGCACGCAGCUCAGGGGUGCUGGAGAAGGCCAUCGCCUACAACGACUACAUUGACGAAAUUCCCCCUGUGCGAGAGGCGACUCAAGCUCGGGUCCAUGAUGCCCCCAAGCUGCGAGAGCUCCGCAAGCGCAUCGACAACCAAAGCCUGACGGUCUCGGAAAUAGAAGAAGCGGCCAUCGACAUGCUUCCCGAGAUUGCCGAGCUGUCGUCUGAUUAUCUGGGCAACACUGUUGUUCAAAAACUGUUCGAUCAUUGCUCCGACAAUGUCAAGGACCAAAUGCUGGCCCAGGUCGCUCCUCAUCUAGCCGUUGUUGGUUGCCACAAAAACGGCACAUGGGCUGCUCAGAAGAUUAUCGACGUUUGCAAGUCUGCACACCAAAUGGCGACCAUUACUGAGAACAUCCAUCCCUACACCUUGCCCCUCUUCCUGGACCAGUUCGGCAACUACGUUGUUCAAGGUUGUCUCAAAUUUGGCACUCCGUACACGGAGUUCAUCUUUGAAACGAUAAUGGCGCGCAUGGCGGAACUGUCGUCCGCUCGCUUCGGCGCCCGUGCUAUGCGAGCCUGUCUCGAAAGCCACCAUGCCACCAAGGAGCAGCAGCGACUGCUGGCGGCCCAAAUUGCGAUUCACAGUGUUCAUCUUGCGACCGACCAGAAUGGCGCCCUUCUCCUCACAUGGUACCUUGAUACGUGCACGCUGCCACAGCGCCGCACAGUUCUAGCCCCCCGCCUAGUGCCGUAUCUGGUUCACCUUUGUACGCACAAGGUGGCUUACCUGACCGUGCUCAAGGUCGUCAACCAAAAGGCUGAGCCUCAAGCUCGCGACACCAUGCUGGAGGCCAUGUUCUUCAACGAGCCGGUUCUCGAAGCUAUCCUCCGCGAUUCCAACUAUGGGGCGACCCUCAUUUUCAAAGUCCUCACCACGCCAUUCUUCAAUGAAGAGUAUCGCGUCCAGUGUCUCGAGUCCAUCAAGACAACUUUGAUUCGCAUCAAGGCGCAGCCCAACCAGGGCUACAAGCGUCUUAUGGACGAGGUUGGCCUUUCAACACGGACCGGACCGGGAAGCAGGGAGUCUAGCGCCCAUCCUGAACAACGACAGCGUCCCAAUUCGAGGCAUACCAACUCCAACGGACACCACGCGGCUCAAGGCGGUGGCAAGGGUCAGUACUACGGCGGACAAGGCCCACACGGCAGCUAUGACGGUGGCUUUGGGCCUCAGCGCAGUGAUAUGGGCGAGCCAAUGGCCGGCUACCCUCAGAUGAAUCAGCCCAUGAUGCCGACUGGUAACAGUGGAAUGCCCCCAGGCAUGAUGCCGUAUCAGCAGAACAUGCUGGGCCGCGGCGGCCCAGCGAUGAAUUACGGGUAUCAAACGACACCCGGAGGCUAUGGUGGCUACGUCAAUGGCCCCAUGGCAGUGCCUCCGGGUGGUCCCAUGAAUCAGUCUGUGCCUCAGAUCCCACAAGGUCCGGCAGCGGGCAAUUACGCAACUCCCCCGCCUGGGUUUGGGAUGUCCAUGGGCGCUGGCUACGGAUACGGCAAUGCCGGCGGCAUGCGGAAUGUGGGCGGUUAUGGCCAGCAGGGCCAGGGCGGCAGACGGAACCAGCGAUGAGACGAAAAGUUCUCAGCGAAAUCAUUACUACUGAAUUAUAGUUAGAAUCUUCACUUCCUCUUGGCUCUUGCCCUCUUACGACUGAACGACACUUCCUGCUAUUAUUUGGCUGAGCUGGGCUAUAACUCCGGCCACGCCUUUCAUCACUGCAGAGACCUCGCUGGUCUUCUGACGUGUGCUUCAACAGUUUUCAAUUUUUUUACUGUUCGACCGUUGCUUACGUUGAGAGGACCUGGCGUGGUCGUGUGAUCAGGGGAACUUGUCAU